AAUUACAUUUCUUCUAUAACUGAAGAUAUUAUCCCAAUUUAAACUUCAUACCAUUUCUGCAGAAAUGCAAUGUAGUUUCAAUAUAAUUCUCUCCUAUAAAUGGUGAGCAGUGUUAGAGCUUCCCAUUCCAUCCAUCAAUCCUCAACAAUGGAGUCCAAAUUCAUGAUCUUCUGUGUUUUUGCCUUGCUUUUUGCAGAAAUCAAUGGCAUAACCCUUGAUCUUAUCCACCCCGACUCUCCUCUUAACCCCUUCCGCCACCCUUCCCAGUCGCGGUUCGGAUAUAUCCGCCAAGCCUUCCGCAAUUCCCAGUCACGAGCGGCGUACAUCAAUCAUCGCAUUAAUGGCGAUUUCAGUACAAAGUUCGAGACCGCCGUGAAGCCCGCUGGGGGAGGAUAUGUGAUGAAAUACUCCAUCGGGACCCCGCCGGUUGAAACCUACGGGAUUGCCGAUACCGGCAGUGAUAUUACGUGGACGCAGUGUAAGCCGUGCAAAACUUGCUUCAACCAAUCGCUCCCCAUAUUUGAUCCGAAGAAGAGUAGGUCGUACAAAAUGGUGCCGUGUGAUUCGUCUACCUGUACCUCCUUUGCUAGCUUGGGUUGUGACGCUGACGAUAUUUGCCGGUAUCAAGUGGCGUACGGUGAUCAGUCCUCUACUGUCGGGGAAGUGGCUAUGGAAACUCUUAGGUUAGGUAACACGUCGUUUAAGAGCGUUGUGUUCGGUUGCGGCUUCGAAAACGGCGGCACGUUUAGCGGCGAUAGUUCCGGGAUUGUCGGCCUCGGCGGCGACGUUACCUCCAUUAUUUCCCAGUUGGACCGCCAAAUCGGCGGGAAAUUCGUGUAUUGUUUAUCGCCGGAUGCGAAUUCCACUAGCCGUAUAAGUUUCGGCCCCGACGCUGUGGUUAAAGGCGCUAAGGCCGUUUCCACGCCGUUAAUCAAAAAACCCAAGCCGGCGAACUUUUACUGGCUCAACUUGGAACGAAUCACCGUUGGCGGGAAAUCCUUAACGGUCAAAUCUCCUGCCUCCGAGAUUAGCGGCCGGCGAGAGGGCGGCGUUAAACAGACCAAAGUUGAAGGCAACGUCAUCAUUGAUUCCGGAACCACACUUACCUUACUCCCGUACGAUUUAUACAACUUUACCUAUUCGGCCGUACGAGACGCGAUCCCCGCCACGCCGGUGACUGAUUCACAAAACAUAUUCCCGUUGUGCUACAAGUCUGCUGACAAACUUGUGUUCCCGAGAAUUGUUGCGCAUUUCACCGGUGCUGACGUGGAGUUGUCGCCGAAAGGUACUUUCGUUGAAGUGGAAGAAGGAUUGCUCUGUUUGACCGUCAUCUCGCAGGUGAGAAUUGGUUCAGAUGUAGCCAUCUUCGGUAACCUGUCGGGGAUAGACUACAUCGUCGGUUACGAUUUGGUGGCCGGGACUGUCACCUUUAAACCUGCUGAUUGCUCUAAGUUUUGA
Messenger RNA from Ipomoea triloba (trilobed morning glory), 1458 nucleotides. RefSeq names its product aspartic proteinase CDR1-like. The transcript has a single exon. The record is from RefSeq and is a predicted model, not a curated record. Gene Ontology annotation, molecular function: aspartic-type endopeptidase activity. Lineage: Eukaryota; Viridiplantae; Streptophyta; Magnoliopsida; Solanales; Convolvulaceae. Gene Ontology annotation, biological process: proteolysis. The coding region runs from base 100 to 1458 and encodes 452 amino acids. Gene Ontology annotation, cellular component: extracellular region.